Pseudomassariella vexata is the source of this 1140-nucleotide messenger RNA. Its product is annotated as pyruvate dehydrogenase E1 component subunit beta. Gene Ontology annotation, biological process: pyruvate decarboxylation to acetyl-CoA. NCBI's taxonomy places the organism in Eukaryota, Fungi, Ascomycota, Sordariomycetes, Amphisphaeriales, Pseudomassariaceae. Gene Ontology annotation, molecular function: pyruvate dehydrogenase (acetyl-transferring) activity. The transcript has 2 exons. The record is from RefSeq and is a predicted model, not a curated record. Bases 1 to 1140 code for a protein of 379 amino acids.
AUGUCGCGCUAUCUCCGUCCGGCGGCCCGCCUAGCUGCUGCCGCCUCGCGGUCCCCCAUCAUGGCUUCGUCCACCUUCCGCGCCCGCGCCGCCCCUGCGACCCUCUCAGCCUUCUCCCAACGACGAACUUAUGCCGACGCCAAGGGCGCCAAAGACUACACCGUGCGUGAUGCGCUGAACGAGGCGCUCGCCGAGGAGCUCGAGGCCAACGAAAAGGUCUUCAUCCUGGGUGAGGAAGUCGCUCAGUACAAUGGCGCCUACAAGGUGACGAAGGGCCUCCUGGAUCGCUUCGGCGACAAGCGUGUGAUCGACACGCCCAUUACCGAGUCGGGUUUCUGUGGUCUGGCUGUUGGUGCCGCCUUGAGUGGUUUGCACCCCGUGUGCGAGUUCAUGACCUUCAACUUCGCCAUGCAGGCCAUUGACCAGAUCAUCAACUCGGCCGCCAAGACCCUUUACAUGUCGGGUGGUAUCCAACCUUGCAACAUCACCUUCCGUGGCCCCAAUGGUUUCGCCUCUGGUGUCGGCGCCCAGCAUUCGCAAGAUUACAGCGCAUGGUACGGCUCGAUUCCCGGCUUGAAGGUCCUGGCUCCCUGGUCCGCCGAAGACGCAAAGGGUCUUCUCAAGGCUGCCAUCCGCGAUCCCAACCCCGUCGUCUUCCUUGAGAACGAGCUUCUGUACGGCCAGAGCUUCCCCAUGUCGGAAGCCGCCCAGUCCUCCGAUUUCGUCCUCCCCAUUGGCAAGGCCAAGAUUGAGCGCUCAGGCAAGGACUUGACCAUUGUGACCCUGUCGCGAUGUGUUGGCCAGAGCUUGGUGGCCGCCGAGAACCUGAAGAAGAAGUACGGUGUCGAUGUUGAGGUUAUCAACCUGCGAUCCGUCAAGCCUCUGGACGUUGAGACCAUCAUCCAGAGUGUGAAGAAGACUCACCGUCUUAUGGCUGUCGAGUCCGGAUACCCUGCUUUCGGUGUUGGUUCCGAGAUUCUGGCCCUGACGAUGGAGUACGCCUUUGACUAUCUCCACGCCCCUGCUGGACGUGUCACCGGUGCCGAAGUCCCAACCCCAUACGCGCAGAAGCUUGAAGAGAUGUCCUUCCCCACCGAGCAGCUGAUCGAGGAUUAUGCUGUUAAGAUGCUGCGCCUGUGA